UCAAGAGAGACGGGCGUCACGGGACGAGAGUAGACACUCGGAAGUGGGAAUUGUUCAUCGGCGAGAAAUCGGAGACCGGGGACGAAUCUCUUUGCUGUGAAGAUGUCGGGAGUCACCAAUCAGGAGGAAGACAAGAAGCCAGUGGAUCAAGGAGCUCACAUCAACCUGAAAGUCAAAGGCCAGGAUGGCAAUGAAGUUUUUUUUAGGAUAAAGAGAAGCACUCAAUUGAAGAAGCUCAUGAAUGCUUACUGUGAUCGACAGUCUAUUGAGUUCAACUCUAUUGCCUUUCUGUUUGACGGCCGCCGCCUUCGAGGGGAGCAGACUCCAGACGAGUUGGAAAUGGAAGACGGCGACGAGAUUGAUGCCAUGCUUCAUCAGACAGGAGGCGGCAUCGCCUAAAGUGUUGAAGCAGUAGGUAGUUUGUGUGAUAAGGUUAGUCGGAAUUACUAGUUUCUGUUUCGGAGGUAGUUUGUUUGUGAUUGGUAUGUCAGUUAUGGAAACUUAUGUACUGAAGAGGAAAAAAAACACUUGAUUUGAUUCCAUAUAGGAAUCUGAAAUUAUAUUGGAGUUUUUCCUC
Messenger RNA from Tripterygium wilfordii, 577 nucleotides. RefSeq names its product small ubiquitin-related modifier 2. Gene Ontology annotation, molecular function: protein tag activity; ubiquitin-like protein ligase binding. The transcript is spliced from 3 exons. Lineage: Eukaryota; Viridiplantae; Streptophyta; Magnoliopsida; Celastrales; Celastraceae. Gene Ontology annotation, biological process: protein sumoylation. The record is from RefSeq and is a predicted model, not a curated record. Gene Ontology annotation, cellular component: nucleus. The coding region runs from base 103 to 399 and encodes 98 amino acids.